This is a messenger RNA of Histoplasma capsulatum G186AR, 788 nucleotides long. RefSeq lists its product as uncharacterized. The transcript has 3 exons. The record is from RefSeq and is a predicted model, not a curated record. NCBI's taxonomy places the organism in Eukaryota, Fungi, Ascomycota, Eurotiomycetes, Onygenales, Ajellomycetaceae. Gene Ontology annotation, biological process: proton motive force-driven ATP synthesis. The coding region runs from base 143 to 433 and encodes 96 amino acids. Gene Ontology annotation, molecular function: proton transmembrane transporter activity.
CUCUCGCUAUCAACAACGUUAACAGAAAACCAUUGACAGCCCGCAAGCCCUCCCGUAACGUCAGAGUUGACGCUUAUCACAUCUGCAGUCCCUCCCUUCACAUUUCUCCUUCUCUAGCUGGAACCCAUACAGAACAAUUGCCAUGGCUACUUCGCAAGGUGUCAACGUACUACGUUACUCCGCCCUUGGCGCAGGCAUUGUAUACGGCCUCUUCCACCAAUCGUCCCUCACUUCACAAGCCAAGCAAGCGCAGAUAGAUCGCGAAUACAGCCGCAAGGAAUCAUUGAUUGAGCAAGCGCGGGCAGAAUACGCAAAGAAGAAUGCGCCAGCAGAAGUUAAAACGACGAGUAGUGGAGUCAUAACCGACCCGGAAGAUAAAAGAUUCGACCUUGAAGCGUUCAUAAAUAUGAAAUUUGCCGAAAUGGCGAAAUAACACACCAAAAUAACUCGAACGCGGAGGUGGAGGACUUGUGAGGGAGGCAUUGUCGACGAAAUAACUCGAUGAAGAUCCAUGUUCCGCAGCACUCAACAGCACAAAGGGAGCAGCUCAAACUCCUUAGAAAAACUUCCGAGUAAAAAGGACAUGAGCGAGCGCCAUAUAUAUCCGAACAAGCUGUGUGUUUGGGGAAUAUCUAUUUUGUAUUACUUAUAGCGUAUAACUAAGCUCCGUUUCCUUUUGUUUGCAGAAAAAGCGAUAAAAAGGUAGUCAUCGGAUUUUUUUUUUUUUUUUUACUCUGUUCUUAUCUUGUACAUGUACAUAUCCUAGAUGGCGACUUAAAUUCUAUCCA